Molecule: messenger RNA, 1117 nt
Organism: Cynara cardunculus var. scolymus (artichoke)
Lineage: Eukaryota; Viridiplantae; Streptophyta; Magnoliopsida; Asterales; Asteraceae
Exons: 7
Coding region: 235-786 (183 amino acids)
Source: RefSeq, a predicted model, not a curated record
UGCCGCUGUGCGCUGUGCCGCCGCCUGCACCGCCUCUCACCGGUCCGACUGUGUGGCUGUGUGCAACAGUGCAAGCAUCCUGGACUUGAGAGACAGAGUUGAGUAGUUGACUUUCCUUCUACAGUUCUACUUCUUGGGCCCUAAGCAGUCGGCAGAGGCGCAGAGCCCAGAGGCUCUUCUUCUAGACAUCUCUUCAUUCAUCUCUUGGGAGCUUUUGAUGUUGUUUAAUGCAAGAUGCGGAUGAAAAAAGGUUCACUAUUAUUGCCUCAGAAAGUCUCUACUGACCAUAUUUCUCAACAGCCAAAUUCGUAUGAAGGUGAAAGUCUCCUUCAUCUUAUCAACUCGAUUCAGAGAGAAAUCAAAUUAGCCAGACUUUCAGAUGAGUCUCUACCUCAAAAAAUUUGGCUCAAGCAACAAUUUUCUAUUGGCGUCAAUGAUGUGACCCGUGUGCUUGAACGGAUGCCACCGGUUAGUGGAUCUUCACAAAAUGCUACUAGUCGUAAUGCUAAAGCCUUUCCCCUCCAACUGCAGGCCAUACUUUUAGCAACAGACUGCAACCCUCGAUGGCUUACAAAGCACCUGCCGAGCCUGGCCUCUUCUAGGGAAGUACCUGUCAUCUUUGUGAAAGAUAAGAAAGGAGGAUCUUUCAAAUUAGGUGAAAUGGUGAAUCUCAAGACGGCUAUGGCAAUUGGAGUCAAGGCCAGAGGAAAUGCAAUCAACCAACUCAUAGCCGAGAUUCUAGGAGAUAACCCGGUGACUAAUGGUGCUUUGGAAUCGGAAAGAUGACCAAAUAUCCCAGCACCUGCAGAAUAAGUAUUAACUUGAACCAGUGUUUUUUGGGAAAACAUAUUUAAUCAGAGGCAGAGUUGGAAGGGCUCCACCCAGUUCUUUUUGGUUUUUUAUGCGAGACGCAGUUGACUCCCCGUAAACAAAAUUAGAAUACGAUUAUGGUUUGAAAUCAAAGUAUUCAUCAAGAAAACUGUAAUUAUCAUGUAGGAAUAGGAUGGACAAUUAAUUAAUAUCCGUGUGGCAUAUGAGGAUAAGAUCAAACUCAAGAGUCAGAGGGAUGUUAAUUACCUCCGAGGCUAUGAUGCAAAUUAAAGGAAGUAGUUGAAUC